AUGGAGAACUCAGCCGUGAGAGACCGCCGAGAACAGGGGUCCAAAACAGACGCCACGGUGGAGGUGGCUGCUACGCCCGCCCAGCCCGAGCAUACCCUUGAGGAGUACGAGCGGCUAUUUGGCGUCGAUGAGGAGGCGUAUGAGCAGCCCACCACCACCCGCAAAGAACUGUGGUCUUAUUACCUCUACUACAACGGUGACAAUGGAGUUGGCCCGGGUUCUUACAGCCAAGCCCUCUUUCAAUGGGCACUGAAUGGUGCUGGCUUUCAGCCCGACACAAAUCCACCCCAGCCCUGUACGACGUCCUCGGCAUGCGUGGUACCUUGGGCAGGGGGCACGCGAUCCAUCUCAUCGGUGGUUCUAAUCGCCAAUGGCCUCUGCUUCACCUUCAUGACGGUCAUCUUCGUGUGGCUAGGAAGUGCUGCUGACUACGGCUCAUUCGGUCGGUGGCUACUCCUAGUCCUAACCGUAAUCUGCUGGGCACUCCAGUACGGUAUGAUGGCGAUUCGAGACCCGAGCCAAUGGCCUGCAGCGAUGGCAAUGUACGUCGUUGCGUACAUUGCUUACGGUGCUACGCUCGUCUUCUAUGCUGCAGUCUUUCCUCGAUUGGCGCGGUAUAUGCCUCAUGUGCGAAAGGCGCGGGAGGAAGAUCUGCGAGAGGGAAAGAUUGACCAGAAGGAGUAUGAUGCGAUCGAGUCACUGGAGCGAAAUCAUAUCAGUAACGUUUCGACGGCGCAUAGCAAUAUUGGAUACUUGCUGACACUGGUGCUCAACCUGAGCGUCCUGCUGCCGAUGCAGAAUAACCAGUUUGCGAAUAACCUGGCCUUGUGUCUCACUAAUUCAUACUGGGUAAUUCUGGGUAUUUGGUGGUUUCUAUUCCAGCAGAAGCGACCAGGUCCCAAAAUCCCCAAAGGCUCGAGUUAUGCGACCAUCGGGUUCAAGCAGAUCUGGUUGGCAAUCCGCGAGAUUAGAUCUCUCCCACAGACAUUCCUCUAUUUCUUCGCAUAUUUCCUCUUAGCAGACGGCCUGAACACAACUGGAACCCUCGUCAGCAUCAUUCAAAAUGAUCAAGUAUCAUUCUCCUUCCUUCAAAUUACCUACUUGGGAAUCACACAGGCGGCUUGCUCAAUCGCUUCGACUUUUGGCUUCUGGUAUAUUCAGAAGUACUUCAAGUUCAAGACGAAAUCCAUGUUCCUGUUCACCAAUUUCUUUACCGUAUUGAUCCCCUUCUGGGGUAUGCUCGGACUUUGGACGAAUAAAAUCGGAUACCAUCAUACUUGGGAGUUCUAUUUCUACAAUGUCAUUUUCGGGCUUUUCCAGGCACCCUACUAUGCGUAUGCGCAAACAAUGAUAAGCGAGCUGAUGCCUCGUGGAUACGACAACAUGUUCUUCGCGCUUUUUGGAAUCACUAACCGUGCGUCGUCCAUCAUCGGGCCGAAUGUAAUCCAGGCUAUCAUCAACGACACACGCAAUAAUUGGAUGGGCUUCCCAUUCCUCUUUGCCAUAUGUGCGGCAGCAAUGAUCGCAAUUUGCUUCGUAGAUGUGGAAAAAGGUCGCGAGGAUGGUAGGAGAUUCACUGAGAGGCGCAAGGUAGAUCGUGUUGCAGCAGAGACGGGACUAAGUGCCGAUGCAAUUGUUAAGGGCAAGGGCGUCAUGGACAGCGGUGAGACAGGGAGGGCAGAUGGUGAUAUCAAUGGCAAUGGACAUAACUCCAUAGAGCCUGUGGAAUGA
Messenger RNA from Penicillium cataractarum, 1731 nucleotides. RefSeq lists its product as uncharacterized. Bases 1 to 1731 code for a protein of 576 amino acids. NCBI's taxonomy places the organism in Eukaryota, Fungi, Ascomycota, Eurotiomycetes, Eurotiales, Aspergillaceae. The transcript has 9 exons. The record is from RefSeq and is a predicted model, not a curated record. Gene Ontology annotation, biological process: amino acid transmembrane export from vacuole.